AUGUCCCAACGGAGGACUGGGGCCGCCGCACAAAGUGAUGCGGAUACGGUAUUUUGGAAGAAAACGUUGUCAAAGGCAUUCGUGAGUGGUAGCGAUUGGCCAGAAAAAGAUGAAUUAUUAGAUGUUUUAUAUUGGGGUAAGCAGUUGCUCGCAUUAUUGGUUGGUAUUGUUUGGGGUAUAAUCCCACUUCAUGGGCUAUUGGCCAUUCUCUUCUAUAUCUUCUUAUCGACAAUUAUCGCGCAGCUUUAUGUGACCAACUUUCAAAAGGUGGAUGAGGAUGCAUUAGGAGGAUUCUGGGAGUUGGCAAAAGAAGGUUUCGGUGCUGCAUUUGCGACGUUUAUGGUAGCGUGGAUUGGCGUUUAUUCGGCACUGCAUUUCAACUGA
Molecule: messenger RNA, 384 nt
Organism: Anisakis simplex (herring worm)
Lineage: Eukaryota; Metazoa; Nematoda; Chromadorea; Rhabditida; Anisakidae
Source: the annotation of a GenBank genome assembly